This is a messenger RNA of Polypterus senegalus (gray bichir), 4172 nucleotides long. It is a transcript of the gene oxsr1b, whose product is annotated as oxidative stress responsive kinase 1b. The transcript is spliced from 18 exons. NCBI's taxonomy places the organism in Eukaryota, Metazoa, Chordata, Cladistia, Polypteriformes, Polypteridae. The record is from RefSeq and is a predicted model, not a curated record. The coding region runs from base 200 to 1813 and encodes 537 amino acids. Gene Ontology annotation, molecular function: ATP binding; protein serine/threonine kinase activity. Gene Ontology annotation, biological process: protein phosphorylation.
UGGGAAUUGAUAGUUGGUGGGGAGCUGUGAAAGAUUGCAAACGAGCGAGCGAGGGAGGAAGGAAGGAAGAAGGGAGGGUGGUAGGUGGGGGAGUGUCUCUCUGUUCCGCCUUGGAAUUUAAAUCUACGGGAUCGUAUUUGAAGACGGGGAUCUCCUCGGUGUUACUACAGCUCUGCAUUUCACGCCCCAGACGAAAGCCAUGUCCGAGGAGCUCGCUUCUCUGCCCUGGUCCAUCAAUAAAGAUGACUACGAGCUGCAGGAGGUGAUAGGAAGUGGAGCUACUGCAGUAGUGCAAGCAGCAAUGUGUAUACCUAAGAAGGAGAAGGUGGCAAUCAAAAGAAUUAAUUUGGAAAAAUGCCAGACCAGCAUGGAUGAACUUUUGAAAGAGAUCCAAGCAAUGAGUCAGUGUCACCAUCCUAAUAUUGUUUCCUACUACACCUCUUUUGUGGUGAAGGAUGAACUGUGGCUUGUGAUGAAGUUACUAAGUGGUGGAUCUGUGCUAGAUAUUAUCAAGCAUAUUAUUUCCAGAGGUGAGCAUAAGAAUGGAGUCCUGGAUGAGCCAAGUAUAGCUACUAUUCUGAAGGAGGUCUUGGAAGGUUUAGAGUAUCUUCAUAAAAAUGGACAAAUUCACAGAGAUGUGAAAGCUGGUAAUAUUCUUCUCGGAGAAGAUGGCUCAGUGCAAAUUGCAGACUUUGGUGUUAGUGCCUUCUUAGCCACAGGUGGAGAUAUUACAAGAAAUAAAGUCAGAAAAACCUUUGUAGGAACCCCUUGUUGGAUGGCUCCAGAGGUCAUGGAACAGGUUAGAGGAUAUGACUUCAAAGCUGAUAUUUGGAGUUUUGGGAUAACAGCUAUUGAACUGGCAACAGGUGCAGCCCCAUACCACAAAUAUCCUCCUAUGAAGGUUUUAAUGUUAACUCUUCAGAAUGAUCCACCAUGUCUAGAAACAGGCGUGCAGGAUAAAGAGACGGUGAAGAAAUAUGGCAAGUCAUUUAGAAAGAUGGUCUCACUCUGUCUCCAGAAAGACCCAGAGAAAAGGCCAACAGCAGCAGAACUUUUGAAAAAUAAAUUCUUUCAAAAAGCAAAGAAUAAAGAAUUUUUACAAGAGAAGCUGCUUCAGAAGGCACCUACAAUCACAGAGAGGUCAAAAAAGGUGCGCCGGGUGCCAGGAUCAAGUGGUCGACUACACAAGACUGUAGAUGGAGAGUGGGAGUGGAGUGAUGAUGAACUUGAUGAAGAGAGUGAGGAAGGAAAGGCUGCAGUGGCUCAGUUGCGAUCACCAAGAGUCAAAGAAGCUUCACAAAACUCUGAGGUUUUUCCAUCAUCAGAUACUAGUGGUCACCUUCAGCCUCCAGGACAGGUUCCUUGUCAGCUACCUCAAGCUCCUGCACAAAUUCCAGCAGCAGCUGUUCCACAGGCUCCCCAGGCUUCUGUUCCUGUACCUAGUCAGCCAGCACCUCCAUUGGCUACUCAGGUUCCAUCAGCACCUGUUCCUACUAAUGUGCCUGUAGACGACUUAUCAAAAACAACCAUCAGUCUGGUAUUAAGGUUAAGAAAUUUGAAGAAGGAAUUAAAUGAUAUAAGAUUUGAAUUUAUGCCAGGAAGAGAUACAGCUGAUGGUGUUUCUCAAGAGCUUGUGUCAGCAGGACUUGUUGAUGGGCGAGAUGUAGUAAUAGUUGCUGCUAACUUGCAGAAGAUUGUGGAUGAGCCUCAAACAAAUCGAUCAGUAACUUUUAAACUGGCUUCUGGUGUUGAAGGCUCAGAAAUUCCAGAUGAUGUAAAACUUGUGGGAUUUGCACAACUCAGCAUUAGUUAAUUUUUUUUCUGCCAAGGACCUGAAAUUUCUGGAAAAAAAUAAUAAAACUGCACUUUCGUGCAUAUUCCUUAAUUUUGUUGGCCUAUUGAAACCACUACUGCCAAAGAAAUUUAAAGAGCCACCACCCCAUAGGAUUGAAAACAAUGCUUUAUGACUAGGAUUAUGCUUUUAAACUGCAGUUUAUAGGAAGUAAAGUUAAACGUUUACAGUGUAUUGUAUGUAUGAUGCAAAGCAAUCACCAACAUCUCAACCCAUCAAAAGCUUUUUUCAAGUUUGCUCAGAAUUUAGAAAUGCGUUUAUAUCAACAUGAACAAAAGCCUGCAAGUCCUGGUAAUUUAAUAAUGCCUUAUCUAAAACAGUACUACUGAGUAAUCAUCUGGGAUAUCCCUAUUCUAGUAUUGACACUUAACUGUAGGAUGAAUGUGGUUUCAGUUACUAACAUCUAACAUUGCUUUCCAUACUGAAGCAAGACACUCCCUGGCAUGUUGGUAGCAUAUUUGUAAGACUAAGGCAGGGAGCCAAAACAGUUGGCAAAAAUCAACAUCUGUAUUAUACAUUAUACUUGAGGUGGGGUUUUUUUCUUCCUAUUUUGCCACUUUCAUUUAAAACUAAAUGUUAAAUAUUGACUCGCUUACAAUUUUUCAGGUUCUUGAAACAGUUUGUGUCCCACUGAACUCAUGUGUUUUACUACAGGAUUAAACAUGUAAGCUGUUUUUCUUAUGGGCCAUACAGAACACAUGGGAAUAAUGCAUUGAUGUCGACUAGUGAGCAUCUUGCACCUACUGUAGAGUCUGCUUAAUCACAAAAUACAUGGUACCAUAAAAGAAUCUCUUGUCUUCAGUAACGCAUGCUCAUGCUUUUUUGUGCUAAGGUUCCUGUCCUCUGUAAUAUAAAAGUUGGUUUCAAAGUUACCAGAUCAUGCUUUUCCUACUAAAACUUCAUUUUAUGGUAAUGUGGAAGUAUGUGGUCAAGAGGAAGCAUGUAUUAUAGUAGCAAGGGUUGGGUGGGUCUACCAAUAACUGUCAAUUAUUGUAGGUUAAUAUUUUAUGUUUUUAAUCUUUGCCCAAAUCUGUUUCCAGAAAUUUUCUCGAAAAUAAGAGUUGUAUGCAGACAAAUUACCAGCAAUGUGCUCUACAUUCAGUAGUGUAAACUCAAAAUACAAUGUGCAUUGCUGUUGUUAAUCAAAGUUUAUUAUAGAGCAAUUUAUUAGACUUUGUAAUCUACAUUAGUUGUAUUAACAAAUGCACAUGUUGAACAGCAACAAAGUAAAAUCUGCAAAUGAUGACAAGAAAAUGUUAAGAUUUAUUUUUUAAUUUCACAUAAUAUGAUUUUUUAUUUAUUUUUAUUUGGGUUAAACAGCUUAGUAACUGAAACCACAUUCAUUCAUUCUUACAAAUUGUAUACUGGUCUGUGGAAUUUAGUGGUGAUUUUCAAUUAAAAAUAUUUUUCUUUUUCUUUUUUUUUAAUGAAGAUUUAAAAUUAGGUAAGAGAAGGAUAGGAAGCCACAAAAAGUACUUGAUUGAGAACUUUACUACUUUACUAUGUAAAUAAUAAAAUUUGGUGUUGAUUUUUUUAUACUGGUGUUUCACACUUGGCCUUUGUAUCUAAAAUAAAAAUAACUUAGUGCUAUGUAUGGAUAAAUGGAAACAGUAAAAUAUGGAAUUUUCAAGGUUAUGUCUCACAGCACUUGCAGUAUAAUUUGGAAUUGUAAGGAUUCAGUUAAUUAAUAGAUAAAACAGACAACUAUAAUCUCUGACGUAUAAAGAAUCAUUGUUGCUUAAUACAUUAAGGUGUUUACAGGUACUGCCAAAUUAUGUGUUUAGCAGCAUUGCAGAAUGCUUUUACUGUAACUCUUCUGUUAUUUUUUUUUUUUUUUUUUUAAAGUUAUUUUUACAUGUACCUCAUUGGCAAGAGUGAACAUGAAAACGAAAUAGAUUUCCAGUGUUAAAAGGUAAUAUUAUAUUGAAUGUGUUUUUGGAUGUCACAUCAUUCAAUUAACUUACCUAUAUUCUCAUUAAAGUGUACAUUUCAUGUAGGAAAUGUUAUGAAAAUGUAAGAUUUUGCUUUAUUUCUUGGAAAAACGUAAUUCCUCCUGAGUGAUUACUGUUUAUGCACUAGAGUGCUUUUCAGGAGAUUAUUAAUGUACCACCAGUGCCAUAAGAGUUACUUUAUUUACCAACAUCCAUUUUCAAAAAUUGUGAAUAAACUGAACAAACUGGACUAUUUAUCAUAUUUGCCCCAUGACAUGACUAGUGCUUGUGCAGAAAGUUAAAGAGGUUAAAUCAGAAGAUCUCUCUUAUCCAUGUCACUGCUGCCUUGUUCAACAUAAUAUUCUUUUUUCUUUUUUUUUUUUUUUCUA